AAGGUCUACAUUCAUACAUUAGAAAUGCACUAGCUAACUUAGUUAAUGAACGUGAUCAAGAUGAUAAAAUUGAAAUAAAAGAUCAUUCUGAAUAUUCGUUGGAAGGUAUAGAUAUGGAACUUGAUAUUGGUGAACAAUUAUUAGAAACAUUAAGAAAAAUUUGUCCGACAUUAUAUGGAAUAUGUGAAGAAUGUCAGCAGCCAAAUACAG
Racocetra persica is the source of this 210-nucleotide messenger RNA. Lineage: Eukaryota; Fungi; Glomeromycota; Glomeromycetes; Diversisporales; Gigasporaceae. The record is from the annotation of a GenBank genome assembly.